GCAGGCGGCAGUGGCGGGGUCUAUGGCGUCGGUGCGGGCCACGAGCGGCGGUGGUGGGCGAGGGGCCCUGGCGGCGGCGGCGGCCUUGGCCGGCGAAGGGGAUCCCGGCGUCGUCGUCCUCGGGGGCCCGCCUUCCUCGUCCUCCUCCUCCUCGCAGUACGGCAACGGCCUCGCGGGUGGAGGAGGAGGAGGAGGCCCCGGCGGGGAGGCGGGCAGGGGGCGCCGCCAGGUCGAGGACGACGACGAGGACGAGGACGAGGAGCUGCUGCUCGAGGCCGGAGGAGGAGCAGGAGCCGGGGGAGCGGCAGGAGGACCAGGAGGAGCCGGAGGAGGAGGAGGAAGGGGCACCGGGCCCCGCGGAGCCCUCUCCGCCUCGCUGCCUUCCCGAGCCGGGCAGGCCGGGGCCCAUCUCCCGCACGCCGCUGAGGAGCUGGAGGAGGAGGCCGGCCUCGGGGAGAGCGACGCCGGGGACUCCGCCAUCGAAGACCCGGAGUUGGAAGCCAUUAAAGCUCGAGUACGUGAAAUGGAAGAAGAAGCGGAGAAGUUGAAAGAGUUGCAGAAUGAAGUUGAGAAACAAAUGAAUAUGAGCCCCCCACCUGGGAAUGCGGGCCCAGUCAUCAUGUCUUUAGAAGAAAAGAUGGAAGCUGAUGCCCGGUCUAUAUAUGUAGGCAACGUGGAUUAUGGGGCAACAGCAGAAGAGCUGGAGGCCCACUUCCAUGGGUGUGGCUCUGUCAACCGUGUGACCAUCCUCUGCGACAAGUAUACUGGGCAUCCCAAGGGGUUUGCCUAUAUUGAGUUUUCUGACAAGGAGUCGGUGCGGACAUCGUUAGCGUUAGAUGAGUCCCUCUUCAGGGGAAGACAGAUCAAGGUGAUUCCUAAACGGACCAACCGCCCUGGAAUCAGCACUACAGACCGGGGGUUCCCCCGGACCCGGUACCGAGGGAGAGGAUCCGGAUACAGCAGCUCCCGGGCCCGUUUCUACAGCGGCUUCAGCAGCAGGCCGCCCAGAGGGCGAGCUUACAGGGGCCGGGCCAGAGCGACCUCAUGGUAUUCCCCUUACUAAAAAAAAAAAAGUGGUGGUUUUAGGAAAGAGGAAAAAAAAAAGAGAAAAAAAAAUGAAGAUUGUUACCAUGAUGGAAAAAAUAUAUAUACUGUUGGUGGGAGGAGAAUGUAUCUAAUGUUGUGCAGAGAAAGAGGGCUGGCGUAUUUGGAGGGUUGUGGGAGGCAGGCACAAAACGCGGAGGGCCAUUCUGUUGUUGAGUCUCCACCUGCAAGUAUUGCCGAUUGAUGCCCUGCUGCCCUCUCUGCCCACCACCCCUUCCCCUCUGUGGAGAUUGUUUGGGCCAAAUGAGCCAUUCUUCCCCUUUUUUUACUCUGGCCCUGUGCAUUUGGGGAGGGAG
Anolis sagrei ordinatus is the source of this 1400-nucleotide messenger RNA. It is a transcript of the gene PABPN1, whose product is annotated as poly(A) binding protein nuclear 1. NCBI's taxonomy places the organism in Eukaryota, Metazoa, Chordata, Lepidosauria, Squamata, Anolidae. Gene Ontology annotation, cellular component: nucleus. Gene Ontology annotation, molecular function: poly(A) binding. The record is from RefSeq and is a predicted model, not a curated record.